AAGAAAAUGUUCGGGUGAGCAUAAUCCGUGAAUUUCCUUCAUCGUGUUCUAAUUUACUUGAAGCUCUUCAUUAGUUUCAUGUCAUCGUCAUCAUGUUCAGAACGAUGACACCAUCAAGUAUCUUCUUUGGAGUUGAUGAGCUGUAUGCUCAAGUUAAACUUGGAAUUUCGGGAUGAUAUCGGAGAAACAAGAGCAAAAGAAGAUGUCACGCAUCUACCAUCUACGUACCGAAAGACGGAUGUGAAAUACCUCUGAUUCGUGCAAUGUUAAAGUCAGUACAGAUUGCGAGUGAUGCUGUUUCACACAACACUCCUGCUCCAAUGGCGUGCCACCCAAUUCGCAUGACAUGACAACUGCCAAAGUAUUUAUAGCCCUGUGAAAUCUGCACCGUGUUCGACCCGCCAAAGCAUGGCUAGCGUGAUCGGGUUAUUACUGAUUGUAAUCCUUGCUGGCUUGGUUUCGCCUCCUGUGGAUGCAUUUACUAGGUGUGAGUACGUGUACGACUAUUUCCCUUACUGCCUGGACUUUCUCGUGGGUUACCGGGCAUUGGCGACGACGAGGUGCUGCAACCACGUCAAGAAACUCAACUUCUUGGCGAAGCACCUGCUGGGCCCUCGCCUGAUCUGCGAAUGCAUCGAGGCCAUGGUGAGGGGUAUGGAUCCCCCGCUGAUUGCCUACAAUAUCGACGCACUUCCUUACCAGUGCUCGACCCAGCUCAGCUUCCCCAUCUCUUCUAGCAUGGACUGCUCCACGGUUCCAGCCUAAAGCGAUAUGUCGGGAUGUUAAGAGCGAGUUACCCGAACUGCAAAAGUAGGGGUUAAGAGUUUGAGCCAGAGGACUAGACUUCUCGAGGAUGAAUGACUUACCCAUACAACAUCGACUUCGUAUAUCUGGAAAGUUGUGAUGGACCAAUUCUUGCCGGAAAAAUAUUCAAGUUCUGCAGUAGGCUACUUAAUGCAUUCGAACAUAUAUUUGUACGGGAAAACAGCUCAUUCUAAUUCAGUUUGAUGCAUGAUAAAAGGUCAGCGCUCCAUGCCCGUAUUGUCAUCUGUUCGUGAACAUUCUAUAGUUUCGAGAUAACGAGAUGCAGA
This is a messenger RNA of Punica granatum (pomegranate), 1091 nucleotides long. Lineage: Eukaryota; Viridiplantae; Streptophyta; Magnoliopsida; Myrtales; Lythraceae. The record is from RefSeq and is a predicted model, not a curated record.